GCGUUCUGUGGUGGGCAAGCAACGCGAUGGCGGGUGUUUCCACGCGACUUCUGUAGUAAAGGAGCGAAAGCGCGCGCGUGUUAUUAAUAUCAUUACCGGGGUGAAAAGCUCGGUGCGGUGCUGUCGGUCGGUCGUGAGGCGCGCGCGGUGCGGUGCUGUCGGUCGUGAGGCGCGCGCGCUGAGCUGAAGGUGUGUGUGAGGUGAAUAACGUUCUGAAGCGCGAGACUGAGCGGCGGGUAAAAGCCGCACUGAGGCUGCGCGAGGGCGCGCGCCCGGGGGUCACAGUGAGCCUGAAGGGUCAGUAAAGUGCACCUGAAUUAUUCCUCCUUGCACUGAACUGAAUGAAACGGAACCCUGAUGGCAGAAUUCUGCUUCCGGUGCGUGUUCCUGCUGCUGGUCCUGAUUUCCGGUUGCUCUGAUUGCUGCCAGGCUGCUAAACUCAACAUCCCCAAAGUCCUGCUCCCUCUGGCCAGGAGCACCAGGAUCAACUUCACCCUGGAGGCCACUGAAGGCUGCUACAGAUGGUCGUCGAACAGACCCGAGGUGGCGAGUGUUGAAUCUGUAGACGUGGACGAGCGUCAGUGUUCUCAGAGAGCCGUGCUCCAGGCUCGCUCCACUCAGCCCUCACGCCUCACCAGUAUCAUCCUGGCGGAGGACGUCGUGACGGGGCAGGUGUUACGCUGCGACGCCAUCGUGGAUGUCAUCAGUGAGAUCCAGAUCGUCUCCACCACGCGAGAGCUGCACCUGGAGGACUCGCCCCUGAAGCUCAUGAUUCACGCCCUGGACUCAGAGGGAAACACAUUUAGUACACUGGCUGGUCUGGUGUUUGACUGGAGCCUCGUGAAGGGCAUGGAGACGGCCACGUUCCCCGAUUCCUACAGCUCGUUACGGGUCUUGAAGUUCUCCGAGUCGACCUACACGCCGCCGACGUACAUCUCCGAGAUGGAGAGAGUGGGGAAGCAGGGAGAUAUCAUCCUGGUGUCUGGGAUUAAAACUGGCCACGCAAAACUCAAAGCUAAAAUCCAGGAGCCUCUGUACACGCAUGUCGAAGCUGCUGAGGUGCAACUGCUGAUUCUGGAGAACAUCCUCCUGAGUCCUGCCUACGACGUCUACCUGCUUAUCGGAACCUCCAUCAAGUACAAGGUGCAGAAAAUCCGUCAGGGAAAGAUCACAGAGCUCUCCAUGCCGUGUGAUCAGUACGAGCUGCAGCUGAAGAACAGCGUCAUCGCUCCUGGAGGAGAUUUGUAUUCUGCGGUGGCUGAACUCGACCCCAGCACCUCCACAGUCCUGGGCCUUCAGCACGGGCACACCAACAUCGUCCUGGAUCACAAGACUCUGGGGAUGAAGGGAGCGUCUCGGCUUCCAAACAGCACGCUGUACGUCGUGGAACCCGCGUACCUCGUGUUCAAGAUAAACCCCGGAGAACGCUGGGUUCUGGAGACUGGAAGAACCUACGAGAUCUUCAUUGAAGUGUUUGACAAGUCCAGUAAUAAGAUUCAUCUAUCGGAUAAUGUCCGGAUAGAACCCACCUUCCCUAAAGAGUUCUUCGAGGUUCUGGAGUCGUCCCUGAACGGGUCGCACCACCGUGUGAAAGCGGUGAAGAACGGACAGACGGUCAUCGAGGGGACGCUGAGGGCUGUGGUUGAUCAGAGAGGAACUGAACACGAGCUUUCUGUUCCAGUGAGGAAUGAACAGGAUGUCGAAAUCUACAAACCAAUCAUCCUCAACCCCUCCAUCCUCACGUUUCCAUGGCAACCAAAAGAAGGAGCGUAUCAGUACACCAUCAAGGCAAGUGGAGGAAGUGGAAACUUCAGCUGGUCUUCCUCAAACACAGCCGUCGCUACGGUUACAGUGAAGGGCGUGAUGACGACGGUGCGCGACGUCGGAGUGAGUACGGUGUACGCUCACGACCUGCGGAACCCGCUGCAUUACGGAGAGAUGAAGGUGUACGUGAUCGAGCCUGUGCGGAUGGAGUUUGCUCCGUGUGUGGUGGAGGCUCGGGUGAAUCUCACUCUGGAGCUUCCGCUGCGUAUCUUCGGCCAGCUGAACUCCGAGGAUGGAGAGAAGGUCACACUGAGCGACUGCUCACACUUUGAUUUGCAGGUCCAGAUGGAAAAUCCGGGCGUGUUUCAGCUGCAGCAGGGGCGUUUACCCCCCGGUCAGCAGCACUGUAGCGGUGUGCGUGUUCAGGCCAUAUCUCCAGGUUACACAAACCUGCUGGUCAGUUACACACACGGAAACGUUCACCUGAGCGCCAAGAUCACCAUCGCGGCGUACCUGCCUCUCCGAGCUGUGGAUCCGGUCUCCGUUGCGCUCGUUACUCUCGGCUCCUCUAAAGACAUGCUGUUUGAAGGCGGACCGAAGCCGUGGAUCCUUGAACCUUCCAAGUUCUUCAGAAACCUGACGGCUGAGGAUUUGAACAGUGUGACGCUAACGCUAACAGGCCCGGCAUCACGUAACUACUUCACUCACCACGUCAGAGCGUCGUGCCGCGCCCUUGGGGAACAGGUGUUGGCAGUGAUGGUUGGGAAUCGGCCGACACUCACUAAUCCCUUCCCGGCCGUGGAGCCGGCGGUGGUGAAGUUUGUGUGCGCUCCUCCAUCACGCCUGGCGCUCGUCCCCGUCUACACCAACGCUCAGCUCGACCUGUCCUGCCCCCUGCUGCAGCACAACAAACAAGUGGUUCCUGUGUCUAAUUACCGGAACCCAGAGUUGGACUUGGCUGCGUUUGACCAGCAUGGCAGGAAGUUUGAUAACUUCAGCUCUCUGAGUGUGACGUGGGAGACGUCCAGAGCAGCGCUGGCCAGCAUCGAGUCCAACAAGCCCAUGGGGCUCUACAUCACUGAGGAGACCAACACCAAGCAGAGGAAACUCCACGGACGUCAGACGGUGUUUGUUCAUCACGAGUCGGGCAUGGCAGCCAUCACCGUGAGUGCACUGGGCUACCAGACAACUCACCUGGAGAAAGCGGCUGUUCUGCCUGGGUUUGAGCCUCUGACGGUGGUCUCUGCUACUCUGGAUCUCCUGCUGGUUGAGGAUGUGACUGUGACCCCUCAGUCUGUCUCCAUUUAUAAUCACCCUGAUGUGCGGGCUGAGCUCACGCUGCGUGAAGGCUCGGGUUAUUUCUUUGUGAACACGAGCGUUCGGGGAAUCGCUGACGUGGCGUUCCAGGAGUCUCGGGGAACUGCUGAGGUGGUUCCAGUGCGCCCCGGUGUCCUCGAGGUGAUGGUUCACGACCUCUGCUUGACCUUUCCUGCUCCUGCCACAGCCACAGUGCAUGUGUCGGAUAUCCUGGAGGUUUACGUGCGUGUGGUGGAUAAGGUGGAGAUUGGGAAGUCUGUGAGAGCUUACGUUCGUGUUUUGGACGACAACAAAAAGCCAUUUCUUGCCAAAUAUUUCUCUCAUAUGAACCUGAAACUGAAAGCUGCAUCAUCCAUUGUGUCUCUGCAACCUUUAUCGGAGUACUCUGAGAAGGACACGGCUACGUUCCUGGUCAAAGGCAUGGUGAUCGGGCAGACGAGUGUGUCUGCUGUCGUGACCGAUAAAAACGGAAGAAUAAUCACAUCUGCACCACAACAAAUCGAAGUUUUCCCGCCUUUCAGGCUGCUCCCGAGAAAAGUCACUCUGAUCAUCGGGGCAGUGAUGCAGAUCACGUCAGAAGGAGGUCCACAGCCUCAGUCUCACAUCCUGUUCUCUUUAAGCGACUCCAACAUCGCCUCCAUUAACAGCAUUGGUCUGGUUCGGGGCGUCGCCGUUGGCAACAUGACCGUCACAGGAGUCGUACAAGCCGUCGAUACGGAAAGCGGCAAACUGUUGGUGGUCUCGCAGGAUCAAGUGGAGGUGGAGGUGGUGCAGCUCAAAGGCGUCCGAAUCCGAGCGCCCAUCACUCGGAUGAAGACCGGCACCAUGAUGCCUGUGUAUGUGAUGGGAUUAACAAGUAGCGAGACUCCGUUCUCCUUCGGUAACGCUCUUCCAGGACUCGCGUUCCACUGGAGCGUAACCAAGAGAGACAUCCUGGACGUCCAGACGCGCCAUUCAGAGGCCUCCAUGAAACUUUCUUCCGAGCACAACUUUGCCAUGAGUGUGUCGGGCCGCAGUAAAGGCCGCACCGGGCUGAAGGUGGUGGUCCGGGCGACGGUUCCAGAAGCUGGGCACCUGUCGGGCAACGAGCUGGAGCUGAGUGACGAGAUUCAGAUCCAGGUUUAUGAGAAACUGCAGUUACUGAAUCCAGAAGUGCAGGCUGAGGAGAUUUUAAUGUCUCCGAGCUCCUUAUUACAACUUCAGACCAACCGGGAUGGAGUGGGUUCUCUGUCGUAUCGGGUUCUGGACUGUCCUGAUAAAGUUCCUCUCGUCCAUGUGGAUGAUAAUGGCCAUCUCACAUCAGGCUCUCUGACGGGCACAGCGUCGUUACAGAUCACCGCUCAGGAGAGUUUUGGGGUCAACCAGACCAUCAUCCUCGCUGUGAAGGUGGUGACCGUGUCGUACCUGAGGCUGAGCACCAGUCCGGUUUUCUACACCUCGAACAGAGAGGUUCUGUCGGCCGUCCCGCUCGGCUCCGUCCUCACCUUCACCGUCCACUUCCACGACAGCAGCGGUGAAGCUCUGCACAGCCACAACUCCCAGCUCGUCUUCUCCACCAACAGGGACGACCUGGUGCAGGUGGGUAAAGGUGUGAGUAAUGGCUCUCUCACAGUGCGGACAGUAAACGUGGGCUUGACGCUGUUGAGCGUUUGGGAUUUGGAGCAAAGCGGCCUGGUGGAUUACAUCGCUCUGCCCGUCCAUCACGCCAUACAGCCGGCUGACCCCCACAGCCUGGUGCCUGCUGAUGUUGUGUGUUUCUCAGCACAGCUGGUCAGCCAUGAUGGGCUCUCAGGAACAUGGAGCUCUUCGUCCAGUGCCAUCCUGGAGAUCCAUCCCAAAACGGGCGUGGCUGUAGUUCGAGACGUGGGCACUGUGACAGUUUAUUACGAGAUUCCGGGGCAACUGCGCACUUACAGAGAGGUUGUUGUGAACAGCGUCUCCAAGACAGUCGCCACGGUUCCCUCAGGUUCUGUGAGAAGCGAGAGAGAGAGCAAAGUGCUCCUGACCACCAGAGAGCGAGGAACCAACCUGAUCGGAAGCUGCUCGGUCGCUCAGUUGGAAAGCGUCGCCUCUCUGCAGCCGGAGAAAUCCAUCAGCUGCCGUCUGCAGUUCACCAGCGACGCCGUCGACUUCUCUGCUCACGACGUCUAUCUCACACACACCACCUUCGACACGAGCACAGGUGUGUACAGCUGUGUGCUGACCCUCGGGCCGAUGACGGAGCAGCAGGUGAAGGUUCUGGGCGUGUCCAUGAGCAAUGUGAGGGUGGAGGCAGGUGUGGAGGGAAGCCGUUUUUCAGGAGAGCGAGUCAGCGCUGAGCUGCAGGUGAAUCCUGGAUUCUACUCCGAUCAAACACACAUCAUCCUGAGCAGCCAGCACAGCACCGCCGAGUUCAGUGUGUACGGAGCCACGGGGCUGCUGAAGCACCUGCAGGUGAAGUCGAGCUCUCCCUCCAUCCUGGUCCAGGAGAAGGAGGUUUCCUCCACCUACCCGAGCUUCAUCAGAUACACCGUGACCCUGCUGAACCUGCGGGACGUCACGUCUGCCUCUCUGACCGUGUCGAGUCCCACGAGCGAACAGCAGCUGCUCAUCCCCAUCACCGUCGUACACACUGCAGACACCAGCUCCACCUCCAGAGCGGGCGUGGUCGGAGGAGAGGGAGUCGGGAUCCUGCAGCAGUUUGUGGACUCGUAUCAGGUCAUGUUCUUCACCCUGUUUGCUCUCCUGGCUGGCACGGCUGUCAUCGUUAUCGUGUGUCACGCCAUUUUCUCUCCAAGAAACCCACCAGUUAAUCCUUCCUUCAUCCAGAGAUCUCCGCCCUCUUCAGUGUCUCCGGGGGCGAGUCAUUUUAACCACACCCUCCACCCGUCUGAUCUGAGGGGCAGCCCGCGGCAGCGUCUCUUCUCUCCGGGAUACAGAUCUCCCUGAAGUCCAGCUGUAACCACGCCAACCUCAGUCUGUCCCAGCAAGUGCCUUUAAUACAAAGAGAAACGUACGUACGCACGCGCGCGUGUGCGCUUGUGUGUGUGCGCGCGUGUGUGUGUUGCUUACUGACAGUUAUUGUUUUGCUGAUCGUGUUUGUAUUUUGUAGAACUGAUUAUUUAAUAUAGCUUUUUUUUUUUUUUUUUGUCUGCAUCUUUUAUAACUCUGGGCAUUUUAUUCCUGAUGAAUUUGUGAAUGCGUGAAAACUCAGGACGUCACAUCCGACACGCUAAUCCCGUCAUGUAGCACAUCAUUAUUAUUAUGAUAGUAUUGUGAAUAUAUGGGAUACCGUGUCAUCACUGAACCCGUCCUCGCUAUGCAUCGCUCUGAACAGUGUGUUAAUGCAGAAAAAUCCUCCUCGGCGUGAUUGAUUGAUUGAUUGAUUGUUUUUUGUGACGUGAAAACAUUUCUACUGUUUGUGACGGAGUGUUAAAGCGUCUCCUCUGAGCCACUAGGCAGCUUCUCCUUUACUCAUGUGAAACAACUGACAUUUCUUAAACAACUUCACACCCAGGGUACGAAAGUGUGAGUCAGCGAGCAAGAACUGUUCUUAUUCCGACAGCCAUCAGAAACAGUAUUAUUAAUAAUAAAAUAAUAAUAAUAAGCUGUAGUGGUGAUGUGCGGGGGCCAAGCACCAUUUUCAGCUGGAGCCCAUACUGCCUCGUUCUUGUCAGGUUGCAUUGAGCACUAAAGCAGUCAGAGAUGUAGUUUUGUUCUGGUGAUUAUCUCAAUGCUAACACUGGUGUGUGUUCUGUAAGCUGAUUGGCUGAUGGUGGUCUUAUUAUUUUUUUUAUUUAGGGUUUUUUUUUUUUUUUUUGAGUCGCCAGUAGAAAUUCCACUCCAUAACAAUAUAGUGCACUAAACUUCAACCUGAUCCGGCUUACCAUGCCGGAGAAACAGUUUAUAUUUGAGCAUAUCCCCACCCCCUAUCGAAGACCACACCCCAAACUUCACAGAUGACCUCAUCAUUUAGUCCUUUGCGUUUCAUUUGACUCUUGUAUAAAAUGCUGUGUGUUUGUAGUUGAUCGAGUAAAUGAAGCUCCACCGUUCUGUUUUAGACGUGGUGUGGCGGCCGUGUUGUUUAUAAACAUUUUGAGCAAGACGACGCCAAUUUUUGUAACAACGUCACAAAAAUCCAGGCGCUAGCUUACAAAAAUAAUUUUUGCAUAUUUAUUUAAAUUAGUUAAAAUGUCUGAAGCAGCUACAGUUCACUCGACAUGAUGAGUUUUCGUGAAGAAGAAGGAAAAAAAAUCCCAAUGAAAACAGUCAUGUUCUUGUCACUUCCUGUUUGGCCCCAAUGAGAUUUCUCAACUAAUUACGUUUCUUUAUUAAUGCACUUAAGUUUACAGAAUUAUAAAGAAAUUCUGUCCGUUAUUUAUUAUAGUAAUUAUAAGGUCUUCGAGAUCAGAUACAGUAUUGUUUCGAAAUCUUUUUUUUUUUAAUAAUAUAUUUAAAUAUUUAAUGAUCUGCAUUCUAACGGUGACGUGUGAAGUAUCGCUGUAUGUUUGAACACGUAAACCAGUUUAAAUGAUCAUUCAUUUCCCAAAGUUUCUGGGUGCAGAAGGAAAACUGUACGACUGUGUUAGAAGAAAUUUAUACUAACAAAAGAAAUGUAAAAUGAAGUGUGCGGAUAAAUAACGCAGUGAGACAGUUAUAGUCAUUUCUCUAACAUUUCAUUUUUGACCUGAGGGUGCACAAACCUUUUCCUCAUCCGUUUGUCACUUUGGUAUGUAAAAUGAAAAUUAUUAAAACGUAGAAUUUCUGUUUUAGUUUAAAUUUUUGGGGAAAUAAUAAACAGUUUCUUGGUCGUGGACUCAGACUUUUUAACCCGAGAUUCCUCACGUAUUCACACGUGUUCUGUGCACGUGACGUUUGUGAAUGUUGUGAAUUAUUUUGAUCAGAAUUGUGAAAAUUACAUUUUUAUUUUAUUUUUUUUAACCUGUAUACCUCAGGGGUCGGUACCAGGAUGGUUUUUUUUGUUUGUUUGUUUUUGUUUUCUUCUUUCUCCAGCCUGUGAGACUGCAUUGGAGCAUAAACAAAACUAAAAUAAAAUAUAUAUAUUUUUUUUAAUUUCCUCCAGUGAAUCGUGUGUGAAACUUGGACAAUGUGAGGUGUCUUUUUUGUUGUUGUUUGUGUGAAGUUUAGCCCCCUCCCCCCCAGCUUGGAGUUUGUGUAUCAGAUAAAACCUCCUGAUUAUAUUUAAAGGCGUGAAUUACAGAAAAGCUGAAGAACUUUUAAAUGGUUGUUUUGUUGAUUUAAAUACUUUUCUAAAAACGUGUUUAUUUUUUUACCUGCGCUCUGCUCCUGUGAUCUGCUUUCCCAGAGUGCGUAAUAUGUAUUUAAGUGAAUAUUUGACGGCUUGUGUUCUCUGUUUUGCACUAGGGGGCGCUGUAAUAGUAUAGCAGCUGUUUCUGUUGAUCUCAUUGUACGUCAAAUGAAUAAAAUGUCGCUGAGAGCCGUUUACACGCAGCACGUCGAACCGAAUUCACUGUGUUUAUGAUCAGCGUGUUUUAUAACGGAGACGCUGCUGAUUUACGGCUCGUUAACCAAAAGCUCUCGUUCGGAAUCGAGUGUUUGAUUUCUGUUGGCGGAAAUAUUUCAGUUUUAUCGCCUUCCUUUAAAUUAAUGGACUCACUUUCAGGACAGAGUGAGUGUUUAAAGCAGAAUAUAAAUAUCUGAAAUGUUUAGAGGAUAUUUAAAAGAAAUAAAAUCCAGAGCAUAAGGAACACAGCGUAACAAAAGUUCUGGAAGUUUCUCAAGUGCUCAUGUUGCAGUAAAUAUUAAAAAAAAAAAAAGUAUGGAUGGAUUGUGUUUAUAAUUUCAAUUAUUUCUGUGAAUAUUUUUUAUAUUUUUUUAAUUUGCUGGUGUAACUCAAACUGUCCUGGUCUUAUUCUUGUAAC
Molecule: messenger RNA, 8963 nt
Organism: Neoarius graeffei (lesser salmon catfish)
Lineage: Eukaryota; Metazoa; Chordata; Actinopteri; Siluriformes; Ariidae
Gene: nup210
Product: nucleoporin 210
Exons: 41
Coding region: 358-6009 (1883 amino acids)
Cellular component (GO): nuclear pore
Source: RefSeq, a predicted model, not a curated record